Molecule: messenger RNA, 786 nt
Organism: Saccostrea cuccullata (small rock oyster)
Lineage: Eukaryota; Metazoa; Mollusca; Bivalvia; Ostreida; Ostreidae
Exons: 6
Coding region: 25-786 (253 amino acids)
Source: RefSeq, a predicted model, not a curated record
ACGAAAUUAUAUGAAAAUACACAAAUGGACUUCUUUAGCGACAGAGGCUUUUUAGAAUACCAAACACACCAAUUUAGUUAUCUACAAGUUAAUGGGACUGGAGACUGCGCGGCUGUUAUUUUGGGACCUGAUCAGGAUAAAGGACUACUGAAGCAUUAUUUCCUUCCAUGCAGUACAAAGCUUCCUGCUUUGUGCAUGGGUGAUGGAAUUAAAGAAGUUUUACACACAGAAAGUAGAAAUUGGACUGAGUCGGUGUUAGCGUGUGAUGGUCUUUUGAGGGGCUCUUUUGACGGAUUUUAUAACCUGUCGAAUCCUCCGUCCAACUUCACAAUGGCUUGGACGGGAAUAUUUAGGCGCAGCAAACUGCAGUGGAGUACAGGAAACGAAACAGCCCCAUUUGAGUGCCUGGUCGUUAGUAAGAAAAAUAAAUCAGUUGUAUCUAUCCAGACUAAAAACUGCAGUGAUCUACUGCCUUCACUAUGUGAACGGGAAGAAAUAACAAUCAAGAGAAUUAGGUUAGAAACAACAGCCCAGAGCAUGGGGUUGGAAACAAUAACCCAGAGCAUGGAGUUGAUCACGUAUUCUGGAACACCACCUGAAGAAUCCACACAACAGGAGAUCAGAAGUUUCGCCGAUUACAACCAAUGCCAUCCUGAUGACAAUGGUGUUACAAUUCUAGCUAUUGGAAGCACUCUGAUCAUUAUAUCCGGGUUAUUCUUCUUAGUCAGCUCCGUCAUUCUAUGGAAAGCCAGGAAUAUGACAAAAAGUAUGUUCAAUUACGCGUAG